Molecule: messenger RNA, 4615 nt
Organism: Mytilus californianus (California mussel)
Lineage: Eukaryota; Metazoa; Mollusca; Bivalvia; Mytilida; Mytilidae
Product: complement C1q tumor necrosis factor-related protein 3-like
Exons: 2
Coding region: 1490-1996 (168 amino acids)
Molecular function (GO): protein binding
Source: RefSeq, a predicted model, not a curated record
AACGUUCAUGCAUUGGAAUUAAAGAUAAUGGUUAUUAUACCCGUUUUCAAUGAUUGCGUAUGAGAUACACGAAGAUAAAAAUAUAUAAAGAUUAUAUGAGGCCUUUGUAGUUUUGUGGGUUAACGAUAGGAGCAUUGUUACAAAUAGCAAAAACAUGCCUAGUGUAAAAAUGGAAAGUUAUUAGUAUAAGGACAGACAACACCAUGGACAAAGAAGAAAUAAGACGGAGAACAAUAAUUUGCAAAAUAUGAAGAAAAAAAAAUGAUGAUUGACUCGUGACAACCCGAGCGAAACAAAAAUCCGGGAUAAAUUAAGUUUACAUUAGUUUACUGAUGUUCAAAUCCCGUAAAUUGAUUUAAAAGUGACAAAUCAAGACAACAAACAAAAACUGAGGGAAUCGCAUGAACUCCAAAAAGUAUAUAAGGUUAAGCUUCUCCUGCCAUGCACCACCGGCCAUGUGAAUUCACACCCAAUCAAAAUGUCCCAAUCGGUUAAAUUGCAGAUCAGACAACUAUACUGGUAUUUAAAGAUCUAAGACCGCGAAAUCAUGUUGCUAGUGAGUUGAGACACCAACACAUAGUUUCGGUCAACCAAUUCGUGGUGGUGACUUCUUGUGUAGUGUCAAUUUCAGUCAUUCUACUAUACUCUGUUGGACUAAUUUUGUGUAAGGAACACAUCCCUGUUAAUGAAGCCCUUAUAGUAUGAACAUGCACGAGCGUAACGUACCAACUGUGAUAUAAAACUGUAUACGCUAGAAUAAGCGGUAUGUGACUACUGCGAAAUGGGAGGUCGUCAAUUGGAAAGCUGAAGUCAUAACGUGUGUCAUAGAUUAAAUAAAAAUAGAUAUUUCCUGUUCCGUUUUGACAUUUUUCUAGCAAUAGAAAAAUUACUACCCCUCAUCUUUCGAAUGAAUCCCCCCAAUAACAAUAUGUCAUAGAAACAAUUUCAUUAUAGUAAUGUAUUGGAAUUAAAAAGCUUUAUAGGAUUGUAAGUAUGCUUUAUUUUAUCACCUUGAUGACUAGAUUGUGGUUUUCUACAGCAGUUGGUUAAAAUGUCUGACCAGUUGAACAGUCUGGUUUGAUAAAACAAAUUACAAUUGGGUCAGAAUUUAAAUGAACUGCAUUAGAUGGAGAGCAACACCUACAGUUAAGUCACAAUAGUAUAGAAUCCAAACAUUAGAAUUGUUACUACAUAACGCAAAUUAACAAUACAAACAUAUAACAUUGACACAAAACAUUAUUAUGCAUGUUUUUUUUUUUAAAUGCAUGACAACAUGCCUCUCCUCAAAAUACCAUUUAAAUCAUUAUAUUACUUUCCAUGAAAACAAAUACACGUGAUCAUAUUCAACAAAUCACAUUUAUCGGAUAUUUCAAGAGGUUUUCACCAAUCAAAUUAUUAAGAAUGACAAUCUGUUACCGCACAUACAUAAUAUUAACGUGCACACACUUGGAUAUAUUUUCAUAGCUCUGUGAUAUUUUGAUUGAUCACUAUGUCUGUCAGAGUUCUAUUUUUUAUCUUUAUUUCUUUUACUUUUGCUCAUGCAAGGGAUUGUGAAUGCACCAAAUUGAAUGGCUGUUGCUAUGAUUUAAAUAAUGUAAAGGAAGAAUCUGUGGCUUUCACGGCCAUAACAACAAAUGGAGAUGCUUUACCUAAUGGUCCGAUAAUUUACGACAAGGUUGUUACGAAUGUCGGAAAAGCAUACAGUGCUAGGUCUGGUAUUUUCCAUGCUCCAGUUCAAGGUGUGUACAGCUUUUCCUUUAGUUUGAUGGGAUUUCAUAGUAACACUGUCUAUAUGCAUCUUUAUAAGAAUAAUGCUGAGGUUACCAGGCUGUAUACAAACGGAGGAGGCAGGCAUGAAGUUGCAUCGAAUACUGUUUACCUCACUCUGGAGAAAGGAGACGAAGUUUAUACGAAAGGAACAGAAGGGAAGAAGUUGUAUGCCGCAGAACCGUAUAAUCUGUUUUCGGGUGUUUUGAUAAAGAUCGGAAACUUUUGAAUUAACUGAAUACAUUAAACUGUAAAAGAAAUUUCAUUUUUUCAAGUAUUAUUAUAAAAUAGAACAGAAGCACAAAAAUAUAAAGGUUGCACAAUGCACAAUGAUUCGUUGAUUAUGAUAUUUAUUAAUUUAUUAAGAUUUUUAAAUUUUAAAUUCAAGGUUUUCCCAGCAUUUCAAAUAAACUCAUCAUAGAUACCAGGAUUGCAAUUUUGUAUUUGCACCAGACGCGCGUUUCAUCUACAAAAGACUCAAAAUGUGAACCUUUAACUAUCUCGAGUGAGAUGAUUAAAAGUCAAAUGAAACGAGUUUCAUGAGUAGGCCCAGUAAGACCCCUUUUGACCCCAAAAUAUAGCAGUUUUACAAAAUUGAUAAAAUGUAAAUUUUUAGCUAUUCAUUGGAAAGAAGAAUACUUCUGUAACAUAAAUAUGGGCUGUUUUUGACAAUACAAUGCAUUGGGUACAAGCAUCAUUAAGUCAUGCUUAAUUAUUGAAAUCUUCGAAAUUUUAGCAUUUUGGUUAAUUUUUAGACGGUUUCCGUCUGAAAUGGAAGUGGCCGCAUUUGUGUUCAUUCUUAAUAUUUAGAUGUAAGUUGUAUUUGAUGAUAAUACACAACAUAAAUAAAGGUUGAGAAUGAACACGGAUGCGGCCCCUUUCAUUUUUGACAAAAACUAUCUGAAUAGUGACAUAUUAUGGCAUAUUUGAUAGAUUUUUCAUAUUUAAGCUUGAAUUUGAGCGUCUUUAAUGACUAAAUCAGUUAAAAUCUUUCACAUAAACUAAUUGAAUCGACUGAAUUAGACACUUAAGUGUUUAAAAAGUGUCCAAAAUCUUUCAUCAGAUGAACCUGAAUUUUGAGGCCAAAAUCGGCCCUUACCGGACCUACUCCUUUUAACGUUAAAGAUUAUUGAACCAAUGCAUGUAUAUAUACUAAACUACAUCCUCUAUUCACGAUUUUUUUUAACAUUUAUUACGAAUCCAUCACAUAUAAUCGACAAACAUAUUUCAUUAAGUGAAAACUGAUUAACUUUUGUGGGUUUUUUUUUCCGAAGUUUACCGCACGAGACCUUUAUAAAAACCAACACAUAAUCAUGGAGCACGUGAAAUAAGUAAGAUGAAAGACAUGCAAUAGAGCGCUGUUUAUUUUAUAUAUAUAUAUAUUAAGAUUCAUUUAUUACACCUUGUGAUCCGUUUAUUUGGCAAUCGCCAAUGGCAGUCAGCAGGGUUUAAGAACAUUUGUUGUUCGACCUGUUAGUCAAAUGCGUUUUGUUAAAAUAUACUUUUUCACUUUUUGGUCUUUUAGAAAAUGUUGUUUGUGCUGUAUUUAGACCCCUCUAACAAGAAAUUAGUUUUUGCAUGCACACGUAUAAAAAUUGCGGUUUUUAUCCAACGCAAUCAUAGGUUUGAACGUUGUUUUCAAUUUAGACUUGUUUAUAUUUUUUCGUUUGGGCUUGUAUUAUAUUUGCCUUCGGGUUUAUAUGAUCCGUUCAUCCUAAUUUGACUCCUCAAAAUUCGAGAGUCUAUCCUAAAUUGAGGUAAAUUACACGGCCUUCCAAAUACUGUUUCGAUUCCUAACAUCAAUGAAGAGACAUUAAUUGUCGAAAUCCGGAUAUGGUGUACAAAAAUCUUUGCACCUUUGUUUGCGGUAUACCAUCUUUGCCGCAAGUUUAUUGUUUUCUGUUUGGUAUUAAAUUUUUAAUUAAGAUCCAUUUAUUACACCUUGUGAUCCGUUUUUUUGGCAAUCGCCAAUGGCAGUCAGCAGGGUUUAAGAACAUUUGUUGUUCGACCUGUUAGUCAAAUGCGUUUUGUUAAAAUAUACUUUUUUUUCACUUUUUGGUCUUUUAGAAAAUGUUGUUUGUGCUGUAUUUAGACCCCUCUAACAAGAAAUUAGUUUUUGCAUGCACACGUAUAAAAAUUGCGGUUUUUAUCCAACGCAAUCAUAGGUUUGAACGUUGUUUUCAAUUUAGACUUGUUUAUAUUUUUUCGUUUGGGCUUGUAUUAUAUUUGCCUUCGGGUUUAUAUGAUCCGUUCAUCCUAAUUUGACUCCUCAAAAUUCGAGAGUCUAUCCUAAAUUGAGGUAAAUUACACGGCCUUCCAAAUACUGUUUCGAUUCCUAACAUCACUGAAGAGACAUUAAUUGUCGAAAUCCGGAUAUGGUGUACAAAAAUCUUUGCACCUUUGUUUGCGGUAUACCAUCUUUGCCGCAAGUUUAUUGUUUUCUGUUUGGUAUUAAAUUUUUAAUUAAGAUCCAUUUAUUACACCUUGUGAUCCGUUUAUUUGGCAAUCGCCAAUGGCAGUCAGCAGGGUUUAAGAACAUUUGUUGUUCGACCUGUUAGUCAAAUGCGUUUUGUUAAAAUAUACUUUUUCACUUUUUGGUCUUUUAGAAAAUGUUGUUUGUGCUGUAUUUAGACCCCUCUAACAAGAAAUUAGUUUUUGCAUGCACACGUAUAAAAAUUGCGGUUUUUAUCCAACGCAAUCAUAGGUUUGAACGUUGUUUUCAAUUUAGACUUGUUUAUAUAUAUAUAUAUAUAUAUAUAUAUUCCAUGCAUUUAUAUUUGUUAACCAUUCUUUGUCAUAACAGUUGUUAAAUGAUUUGGGGUAUUAAAUUUUAUUCUUUCAUAAUUAA